AUGAGCUCGUCGUCGCCUUCGCUGGUCGACUCUACAUCCCUCUUCUCCAGCUCGGACAUCGAGCAAACCCCGCCUCCCAACAGCGCACCACAGCGGUCGCCACAAUACCAGCAGCAGAGACCCGCUCAACCACCACGCCUUCCCUCUCCCAGACUCUUCCGCGAUUUCUUCAAUGCCAUGGCCGAGACGGGUUCACACCGACAAGCCACUCUCCCCCGCACAAAUUUUCAAGACUCCGUCCAAGGCGUCAACCAAGCCCUGCGGAGCGCAAACAGAGCCUUGCAGAGCGCCCAGGAGGCAUUUCAACAAACGAGAAGACUGAGAGAAAACCAGCAAAACAACCAGACUGUUGACCUGACAAGCAGUCCGCCUGACCAGGUUGCAGAAGCUCGCUUCUUCUCGCAAAUCACACACCCUCACGACUCCUCAUCGAACUCAAGAGCAAGAAGACUCAACACACUUGACGAGCCUGUGUACGGCCCACCUUCGAAUUCCCAUCCUCAUCCUCCAGUCCUCAAUCCUUCGGACCCCUUGACCCUCUUCAGACUUUGGCCCGUCCCUACAUCGAACCCGCCUCGGCUGCCGCACCCGGAUCACAACGUGCGAUUACAAUCUAUGGUAGAGCAAGAGGCUAUCAAUCGGCAGCGGGAGAAUCACACAAAUUGGGAACGCAAUCAAGCCAGGAAUCGACAGCGUCUGCAGAAUACGGCGGCGGCGACGGCGGCCAUGUCUCCUCCCUCGCAAGUCAGUCAACCAGCAUCGGUUGUUCUAGACGAUCCUACAAUUGAGUCUGUCGAUCUUACUGGCGUUGAUGACAGUGCCAGCCUGUCAGCGGCGCUGGCCAAACAACGCGAGGACGCCAUUCUAUCUCAAAACACAGGCACGGAAUCUGGCCGAACACCGCUCACGGCGUACAAGUGCCCUGUUUGCAUGGACACUCCCACGGACGCUACGUCCACAGUCUGCGGCCACGUUUUUUGCCACCGUUGCAUCAUGGACACUUUAAAUUGGUCUAUCGAACAACGUCGCGAUGGCGCACCACCCAACCGGAAAGUGCGCGGCGUCUGCCCAGUCUGUCGCAAACCCCUUGACACUAAGGACACCCCAGGAGCGUCAAGGAGCUUAAUUCCUUUGGAGCUCAAAUUGCUGGUCCGAAAGCGAAAAAGAGAUGACAAAGGCAAGGCCAAGAUGGUCAAGGCCGAGACUCUCAGUGACGAUGAGGACGACGAAGGUGAUCAAAAUAGGCCCAGCAGCGGAAAAGAGAACAUCCGCGCUGGCAAAAGAAAGAGGGAGAGCACAGAGGAAGCCCUUUGGGGUCAGUUCAUGGCGGAUUAG
Molecule: messenger RNA, 1335 nt
Organism: Exophiala dermatitidis NIH/UT8656
Lineage: Eukaryota; Fungi; Ascomycota; Eurotiomycetes; Chaetothyriales; Herpotrichiellaceae
Exons: 1
Coding region: 1-1335 (444 amino acids)
Molecular function (GO): metal ion binding
Source: RefSeq, a predicted model, not a curated record